AUGAAGAUGAAACAGGGUUUGUUCGCGAAGUUUAAAGAGAUGUUUGCUACACUUCAGGUAUUUUUAAAGAGUACAAAACAGAAGUUGGUCAAAGAACAGGUAAACAUGACCGAGAAAGACGAGACGAUAAUGCCUCCAACAUUGCCACCAAAACUGAAGGAUCCAGGUAAGUUCACAAUCGCUUGUACCAUUGGUGGAGUAAAGAUCCCACGUGCUUUAUGUGAUUUAGGAUCAAGUAUUAAUGUAAUGCCACUGAAUAAGGUUAAGGAUUUGAACUUGGGAGAGAUCAUGCCGAGUAAUAUGACUCUCACUUUGGUUGAUUUAUCUAUUACUCAUCUGCUUGGUAUCUUACAAGAUGUGAUAGUACAUGUUGAUGGUUUAGUUUUUCCUGCAGAUUUUGUGGUGAUUGAUAUGAAAUAA
Molecule: messenger RNA, 420 nt
Organism: Lathyrus oleraceus (garden pea)
Lineage: Eukaryota; Viridiplantae; Streptophyta; Magnoliopsida; Fabales; Fabaceae
Exons: 2
Coding region: 1-420 (139 amino acids)
Source: RefSeq, a predicted model, not a curated record